Messenger RNA from Balaenoptera ricei (Rice's whale), 804 nucleotides. RefSeq names its product RNA-binding protein with multiple splicing 2-like. Lineage: Eukaryota; Metazoa; Chordata; Mammalia; Artiodactyla; Balaenopteridae. Gene Ontology annotation, cellular component: cytoplasm. Gene Ontology annotation, molecular function: mRNA binding. The record is from RefSeq and is a predicted model, not a curated record. Gene Ontology annotation, biological process: negative regulation of smooth muscle cell differentiation.
AUGGCGUUGUCAGUUUUUAUAGGAGUGGGAAGACAAGACUCGCCGGUCGCAGGGAAAAGGCGGAGGCGGCGGCCACCACGGCUCGGCCAGGGUUCCCAGUGCCACGUCCGCCGCACCCCCUCCCCGUCUCCCGCCCCCGCGAAGCCUGAUGCGACUCCAGCCGGACCCGCUGGCUGCCCCACCCACCGCCACCACCCCAGCCCCAGCCCCGCGAGCAACCUGAGGCCGGACUGCGCGCGCAGCGCCCGCACGGCUCGCACGGAGGAGGAGCUCCGGACCCUGUUCGCCAGUGGCCUCCCUGUGGCCAUUCAACCCGAAGAUCUCUACCUGCUCUUCAGGCCGUUCAAGGGGUAUGAAGGGUCCAUCAAGCUCACAUCGAGGCAGCCUGCUGGUUUUGCGAUCUUUGACAACCGGGCAGGAGCAGAAGCCGCCCAGAAGGCAUUGAACGGUAUUCGCUUUGAUCCUGAGAACCCGCAGACCCUGAGGCUAGAGUGUGCCAAAGCCAACACCAAGACGGCCAAGAACAAGCUGACGGCUACGCCAAAUCCCACCAACGCUCACCCCUCCCUAGGAGCACACUCAGAGCUGAUGGGGGCCCCUCUGGGCCCCGCAUACCCGGAGUCCUGGGCCCCCUACCCUCUGUACACCGCAGAGCUGACCCCAGCCACCUCACCUGCUGCGCUCACCCACCCCGCUGCCACUACCGCUGCCGCCGCUGCCCUACAUGCUCAGAGGAUGCAGGUGCGCUGGUACCCUUCCUCUGAUACCACCCAGCGAGGUUGGAAGUCUUGUCAGUUCUGUUAG